This is a messenger RNA of Moneuplotes crassus, 1534 nucleotides long. NCBI's taxonomy places the organism in Eukaryota, Ciliophora, Spirotrichea, Euplotida, Euplotidae. The record is from the annotation of a GenBank genome assembly.
GGAAAGUAAAUUUAUAACAAUAUGGAAAAGGAAGCUGUAAACUUUUCAGAGUCUCUAAACACUAAUGACGAGACACACGAGUUCAAAAACGACCCAGAAAGGGUAUCCAAAGUGAUAGACUCAGAUGAGAUCCCUGCUGACUCUCUUAAGUUCAACUAUUUCUUAUUCUUACUCAUGGGGAUUGUCCUUGUACUUCCUCUAAAUAGCUUGAUCCAAGCUAUUAGCUUUUUCGAAUCUAACCUUCCGGGAAGAGAUAUUGAGUUUAUCGUAGGAACUCUAACCAAUGGGCCAGUGUUCUUAGGGCAGGUUAUGAUGCUCCUUAUUGGGAAAUGCCUCAAUACUAAGAUGACUAUUGUUCUUAGCUUAUAUGGUAUGUCGGUAAUGAGCUUUGCAAUCCCAUUCAUUACUGAAUAUAUCAAUAAUACAGAUGCCCUCUUUUACAUUGUGCUGGCCUCGAUCUUUAUAUUCUGCCUAUUCACAGGAUUUUACCAGAGCUCAGGAAGAGGAUUCAACGCUAUUUUCCCUAAGACCAUGGUCGCAUCCUUUAGUAAUGGGACAGGAUUAAGUGGGAUACUUGUUGGAGUUCUCAGAGCAAUGGCAUUAGGUGUUUUCCCAGUUGAUGAGACCCUCCCUAGAGAUCCAAACAUGUUUGCUGGAACUAAACUGUACUUUGGUAUCUCUGCUGGUCUUCUCUUUGUAUGAGCAACACUCACCAUCUUUUCUUUCAGGACAGGAUAUAACAUUUACUAUUACCAACAAUCUUUGAAGAAGAAGUCUAAUAAAGAUACGAAAGAGGAGAGACAAACUAUGAUUCAGAGUGCCAAGACAUUUGCAAUGACUCCUGACAAUACGAUAGUUAGAGAUAAAGAUGAUGAAGCUAUUGAUGGGGAAGAGGAGAAGGUAUCUGUCAUCAAGAUACACAAUUCAGACUGGUUGAAUUUUUGGGGGAUAUUCUUAAACUUUUCAAUGCAAUUUGCUAUUUUCCCAGGGCUAUUCAUUCAUGGAGAUAUUACCUUUAUCCACGAUUACCAUUGGAGAAUCUGGUUCAUUAUCUUCAUUUCAGUUUUCUUUGAUGCCGUGGGAAGAGUUGCUGCAGGGUUUAUCACUCUAAAAUCUCCAAUUAUAGCAUUCAUUUUGACACUGUGAAGAACAUUGGGUAUUGUAGUCGGGUUCCUUACCGCACUCGAAGUUGGAUUCUUCAGAAAUGACUACAUUAACCUUGCUAAUAUCAUCAUCUCUUCCUUUGCCUUCGGGUAUUUGGGAACCUGUCACAUCAUCAUGGCUUGUAUGGCACCGAAGCCUCAUGAAAUGGAAGCAGCAGGAAAAAUGAUCGCGUUUUUCCUCCAGAUCGGACUACUUAUAGGAAGCUUGGUUUCAACUUUUGUAGUGGCCAGGUUCUUUUAAAUUAUCCUUUUCUAAAUUGGGUUCAAUUGUCAACACACUAUCUUAGUUGGUGGAGUGAUAUUUAAGUUUACUUAGAACUCCUAUUCAAGUUUUGGCCUGAGAUGUUCAAUCUAUGUUGUGUUAGGUAUUG